This is a messenger RNA of Penicillium maclennaniae, 930 nucleotides long. Its product is annotated as ER lumen protein-retaining receptor. Gene Ontology annotation, molecular function: ER lumen protein retrieval receptor activity. The transcript is spliced from 3 exons. Gene Ontology annotation, cellular component: endoplasmic reticulum; cis-Golgi network; membrane. The coding region runs from base 1 to 930 and encodes 309 amino acids. NCBI's taxonomy places the organism in Eukaryota, Fungi, Ascomycota, Eurotiomycetes, Eurotiales, Aspergillaceae. The record is from RefSeq and is a predicted model, not a curated record. Gene Ontology annotation, biological process: protein retention in ER lumen; endoplasmic reticulum to Golgi vesicle-mediated transport.
AUGAAGUUUAACGUCUUUCGCGUUCUGGGCGAUGUGUCCCACCUCGCUUCGAUAUGUGUCCUAAUUUGGGCGAUGCACAGGAACAAGAGCGCUGAGGGUGUUUCACUCCUUACACAGCUGCUCUAUGGGGUCGUUUUUGUCUUUCGCUAUUUGGAUCUGCUCGACGGGAGUUCUUGGAACAUUAAACUUGGAGGCUUUGGCACAUUGUGGAAUCUCAGCUUCAAGUUCUUCUACCUGAGCUCCUCCUUCUACAUUGUGUUUAUCAUGAUGAAAGUCUACCCGCGCACUCGGGAGCGGGAGAGAGCUUGGAAGCUUGGAAUAUAUUCAGUGGUUGGAUCCCUGGUGAUGACACCUAUCAUGAUGACUAUCACAAAGGACUGGCCCUCUCAGUGGUUCCUGGAGUUCUGCUGGGCCUUCUCGGUCAUCCUUGAGUCUGUGUGUGUACUGCCUCAGCUUCUGCUUCUCCGCCAAACCACCGUUCCCACCGUGAUUGACUCCUACUAUCUCCUCACAUUGGGCUCCUACCGAGCAUUCUACAUAUUGAACUGGUUGGUGCGUGGCUUCGGCAGCGAACACUUUUGGGAUCCGAUCGCCUUCAUCUUCGGCAUCGUGCAGACCGCCUUCUACCUGGACUUUGCCUGGGUAUACUACUCUCGCCAACGAGUGAAGCUGCGCAACGGUGGCGUCGUGGACUCAGAAGAUUUCAGCAAGAGCUGGCUCGUGAACCGCGUAGUUAACUUCCGUGCUCGACGCACCUCAGCUGAUGAGGAACAGAACCUGCGCGAUGACGAGGAAGGUGUGGACGGCCGCCCCAGCAACAACCGGUGGGGUGCCAGAGGCAUUUCCAUCGCGGCCGAUGAUACCCUGGAGGAGCACCAGGAGCGGCACCACGAUGAUGACGACCUCGACGGGGACCGAGAAGCUAGGUGA